AAAAAACUGUCCGCAAACCCUAAUCCCCUGUAACCCAUAUUACCGGACGGCAGGCACUUCCCGUUAGCUUGAUUCAUGGACGAAGAACAUCCGGCCUCCGAUUCGGCACUAAAGGACAAGGCGGACAGCCUCCACGCCCUGAUCUCCGGUCCCCUCGCUGCCGCUGCAGCUAAAGCCUCAGCCCGAUCCAGGAAUAUUCCAGCCGGUAAGGAUUUUCAUUUCUUCUUCAACUUCAAUGAAUUCAAAGCUCCUGUCAAGAAGAUUAAGGAGAAAUCUGAGUCCUCCUUGAGUAUCAUCGCUGCUUCGGAUAAUCUUUGGGGGAGCAAUAAGCCGCCGAAGCUGCCCAACGAUCUCGACGAGGCAUGUGACUGGCUUGUUGGCCUCAACGAUGAAUUACUCGAUCGUCUUGCAAUCUCUAUGGAUGAGUUUAAGAGAUUGAGAGAGGCGGAAGAGGCAGGUGGGAAGCCUACGCCAAUGGAGCUGGAAGAGGGCGGGUUUGAGUUAGUUUACGGGAAGAAGAAGAAAAAGAUUGGGGGUUCACUCAAUACGGAGAAAGAUGAGACCUUUUCUGCAUCUGGCUCUUCGACAGUGGUUAAUGUAGCAAUGAAGGACAAGAGGACAACAACAGGGCGUUCGAAGGUUCCAUUUCACAUUCGGACCAUUCCCCGACCGCAAUAUGAAUAUAAAAUAAUAGUGAAUAACAAGAACCAACCAUUUGAUCAUGUAUGGUUGGAGACGAGCUCGGAUGGAAGUCGGUUCAUUCAUCCGUUGGAAAAAUUUUCUAUUGUGAACUUCGUUGAUAGAAAGUGUGAUGGUGAGCCUAUUCAACCUCUUCCUCUUGAGGGUACUCCAUUUAAGCUGGUGGAAGGUGUGAAUGACUUAAAAAUGGUAGCUGCUAAGUUGCAGGGUGUAGAUGAAUUUGCGGUUGAUUUGGAACACAACCAGUACCGGUCAUUCCAGGGGCUAACCUGCUUGAUGCAAAUAUCUACAAGAGCUGAAGACUUUGUGAUUGACACCCUCAAGUUACGAAUACAUAUUGGACCACACCUGAGAGAAGUUUUUAAAGAUCCUUCAAAGAGAAAGAUAAUGCAUGGCGCUGAUCGUGAUAUCAUAUGGUUACAACGGGAUUUUGGCAUAUAUGUGUGCAACCUUUUCGACACUGGUCAGGCAUCAAGGGUAUUGCAAAUGGAAAGGAACAGUCUGGAGUAUCUUCUGAAUCACUUCUGCGGAGUAAAUGCUAACAAAGAGUACCAGAAUGCAGAUUGGAGAUUGCGCCCUAUUCCAGCUGAAAUGCUCAAGUAUGCCAGAGAAGAUACACAUUACCUAUUUUUUAUAUAUGAUCAGAUGAAGAGAAGGUUGCUAGCAGAAUCAUCAGAUGGAAAUGAUCUCCUAUUGGAGGUCUAUAAGCGCAGUGGUGAAAUCUGCAUGCAACUUUAUGAGAAAGAACUUUAUACGGAGACAUCAUUUCUAAACAUCUACGGGUUAGCAUACAUUGAUUUAAAUGCAGAACAACUUGCUGUUGCUGCUGGUCUUUGUCAGUGGAGAGAUAGUAUUGCACGUGCCGAGGAUGAGAGUACUGGAUAUAUAUUACCGAACAAAACUCUUCUGGAGAUUGCAAGGCUGAUGCCUACUACUUCUGGAAAAUUAUGCCGACUGUUGAAAUCAAAGCACCCUUUUGUUGAAUGCCAUCUGCUUUCUGUAAUUGAAAUUAUUAAGCGUUCCAUUGCCAAUUCUUCUUCUUUUGAGGGGAUAGCAGAACAACUAAAGGAGAAACGGCUGGAAGCAAUUAUGGAAGUUAAUAUCAACACUAGAUCAAUCCCAGCUUCUGAUGUCCUUAUGGAGCCUACAAGUUCUGAACACGUUGAUCAGAGUAGAAACGUUGCUACAGAAACAAGUGUUGAAACUGUUAAAACAGUUGAACAUGAUAUGGAUGCUGUGGAAGAAUGCCCCAAACAAUCAAUCCAGAGUCCAAGAAGUGGAAGCACGUCAGCUAUUGUGAUGGAGCAAGAAAAUAAUGCUUUGCCAUUGUCUGGAAUUCAGUGCUUGUUGACGCAACCUGAGAUAACUGAAAAUUUUGAUAAGGAAACGAGGGAUAACAAAGUUAUUGAACAUCUUCCACAAAAACAAGGUGGAAUUGCCUCCGUCCAAUUACUGAAAAAGCCUACUCAAGCUUUUGGAGCCUUAUUUGGAGCUUCUUCCUUUGGGAAAAAGCUUUCCUCUGAUAAAGUCGGUCUUACUAGCCAGGAUAAGAAUGUGAAUAAAGUCAAGGAGAUUAAAUUCAGUGUAGCUCUUCCAUUCCAUAGUUUUUCUGGUGGAGUGACCCCAUCAGAGCCGGAUGUUAGAGAGGACAAGAACCCUUCAGAUCUGCAAGUCGAGGAGGACAUAGAGUCCCCUAAACUGUCUGCUGAGGUCAUACCACUGGCUCCAAAAAGUGACGAUGAGGAGAUUGGUAUUGAUCACCCAGCAACAGACAAUGAGAUGGAUCAUGAGGAAUGUUCUUCUGAUCAUCCUGACAUUGGCUGUGGCGGUGAUAAUAAACCAGAAUGUAAUACUAAUGAUCCAGCUGAAGUUAUCUUAAACUUUGACAAGUGCUUUAUGUCGAUCAAUGAGAGGAGGAACUCCCAACGGCAACUGAAGCCUAAAUCUUCUAAAAAGCCUGCAAAUAUUCCUAGCAUUGCGCCAUAUGAUUAUUCUGCCGCAAGGGGAUAUUUGAAUUUUGGUAGGGUUGGACAACAUGAUAAAGCUGACACUGAAGACGACUGCAGAACGCAAGAUCCUAAAACCGAAACUGAAGAUAAGGGAAAGACUUCUCUAGGCUCCAGACAAAUGCAGAGAGGUGCACCACAGGGUAUGGCUCAAGUUGAAGGAAGAUCAAGAGGAUCUCAGCCACGCCGUCGUCAAGCUUUCCCUCCAUCAGGCAACAGAAGCAUGACAUAUUAUUGACAUUAUUAUAUCUGUUCAUUUUAUUGGCAAGUGCAACAGAGGAUUCAUUUAGAUCAUCUUCUGAAGCAAUCGAUGAAUCAUAAAAAAAUUCUCAUACUAUUCUGAGGCAGUUUUGUAUGCCCUUGUAUUUUUGGCUAUGCGCUUGUACCCAUUUUCUUAGGUCGAAUGGUUAAUACUAAAAAUACAAACAAACGGUAAAUUUGAGUUAAGAGCAAAAUCAUUUUGUUUGCCUUCGUUAA
Messenger RNA from Zingiber officinale, 3182 nucleotides. RefSeq names its product protein RRP6-like 1. The record is from RefSeq and is a predicted model, not a curated record. Gene Ontology annotation, biological process: nuclear polyadenylation-dependent CUT catabolic process; nuclear polyadenylation-dependent snoRNA catabolic process; histone mRNA catabolic process. The coding region runs from base 76 to 2943 and encodes 955 amino acids. Gene Ontology annotation, molecular function: nucleotide binding; 3'-5'-RNA exonuclease activity; nucleic acid binding. The transcript has 14 exons. Gene Ontology annotation, cellular component: nuclear exosome (RNase complex); nucleolus. Lineage: Eukaryota; Viridiplantae; Streptophyta; Magnoliopsida; Zingiberales; Zingiberaceae.